AUGAGAGGCCCUCGAUCGUCUGCCGCUAGGUCACGGCGAGCAGGCAGACAAUCAAGAACGAGUGGCCCCUCGACGGGUGUUCCCCAUGCAUUAGUUGAGGAAUUUCUAAUUUCUCUUUCCCCUGGUGAAUUUUUUGGCGAUGAUCACAGAUGUCAUCUUCAGUUGUCGACUCGCCUUGUCUUUCAGAACGUCAAUGGCAUUCCAGCCUCAGCGACCGGAUGGAAACAACAACAGAUUAAGCAGUGGUUGAAAGAAGAACGAGUGGGGAUUGCGUUGUUGGCGGAGACCAACACACACUGGCCUUCCCUUCUGGAAGGUCAACACUGGAACGAUAGGAUGCGACAAGUAGCAUCUAAGGGAUAUUAUUCGGUCGCGGCGCACAAUGAGAACCGAGCUCGCCCCAUCGCCUCGUGCUCGCAGUACGGUGGAUGUGUGGCAACUAUCUUGAACUCAGUUGCCCACCGUGCAAAAUCUUUUGGUCGGGACCCAACUAAAUUGGGCAGGUGGGCAUAUGUACGCGUCCAAGGCAAGAAGUUUGCAAUGCCCACACUAGACGAUCAAGUUCGCGAAGCUUCCGACGCUUCAAGGAGCCGGUUCUCUAGGGAUUUGGUUGUGGUGUCGGCAUACCGACCUAACCCUCCGGGGACUGGGGAGUCUACAGUGUGGGCACAACACCGGAGUUUCUUUCGCUCCCAAGGUCGACAGUGUGAACCAAGGGAGGCCUUUAUGGUGGACCUACUUCGAGCCAUCACCCAAUGGCGCGAUGAAGGAUGUGAAGUAAUUUUGGGGGUCGACGCCAAUGAGGACAUUAGCUCCACUAAGUCCUCUCCUUUUCGACAACGUCUUCGCAAUGUUGGUAUGGAGGAAGCUAUCCUCCAACGACACCCCGGUCAAACGGCUGCCACUCAGCACCGGAACAAAAGGGGCAAACCGAUCAACGGCAUUUUCACGACCUCUGGGGUGGCUGUACAGGCAGGAGGCUACUACAACUUUGAUGAGUUUUUCUCGUGCGACCACCGCGGUCUUUGGAUUGAUAUUGACCUGGAGAAAUCCUUGGGCGGGUACAAACCACAGAAGACCCCGUACAAACCCCGCAAACUUACUAUGUUGGAUACUACAGCAGUCUGCCGUUACCUGCAACUCGUUCACAAGGGCUACGAGGAAUACUCCAUCCCAUCUCGCUUGGCGUCCCUACAUCACCAACUACAACUAAAUGAAGGGACCAUGACAGCAAUAAUGGGUCGUCAUUAUAACUGCCUGCACCGUCAGAUGUACGUCGUAAGGCGAAAGGCGGGGGAAAAAUGUAGACGGGUCACUAAUGGAUCGGUGCCCUGGUCUCCUAAGAUGCAACAGUUUUGGGAUCGUCCAUCCUUGUGGAAGAUCCUUUUGAAGGGGAGGAAGGGUUGCCGGGUGAGUUUGCGUAAAAUACGUAGACUGAUGAAGAAGGUUGGGAUACCGGACGCGUGGACAAAGACGACAGCGGAAUUGGAGGCCGCCCUCCGUCAGGACCGGAAGGACUACCUUGAGGCUAAGACUCAUUAUGCUGCAAAGUGGCGCAAGGACUUUUUGACGGUGCAGGCGGCGAAGUCCAAAAAGAAACAAUGGCGGUCGCAAAAGGCCAGAGACCGUUUCCUGCGGUUACGGCGGAUGAAGCAACGGGAGGAGGCGAGACGCCGACGCCGCGCUCAGGGAAAAGGAUCUACUGGGGGAUUACAAGCGAUCCAAGUCGAAGAAAGGCUGCCUUCAGGCGAAGUGGGCUUGCAGACUGUCUCUGAAAGGAGUCAAGUGGAACAGGGGUGCAUGCAGGAGAAUUGUGCACGGUAUGAUCAGACCAGAUCGCCUCAUAUGACCCCUCCAAUGGAUGCUCCAUUGUACCAAAUGUUUAAUGGCCAUGACGCGGAACAAAACUCCCUCGCCCUUCUUGAAGGGCGUCUUCCUAUACCAGAUGGCAUUGACUAUCCAACUCGGUCUUUCCUUUCUCAGUGCAGGUUCCACAAAGAUUAUUCUACAUCCCUUCUGGAGGUUUCUACUGAAGAUCACACCUACUUCUGGUCUCGGAAUCCGGAACACAAGGGCUCUGAACCUCAUGGCCUGCAUAAUGGCCACUUUAAAGCUGGGAUUCUCUCCCCUAUGAUCGCCCAGUGUGACGCCUUGUUUCGGCAUAUCCCUCUAACUACUGGGUUCGUUCCUGACAACUGGCGACAUUUAAUGAACUUUGCCAUCGAAAAGAAGCCCGGGGAGUUUCGCCUGAAGAAAAUGCGCACAAUUCAGUUGAUGAACUCUGAAUCCCAGGCCAAUUAUAAGCAACUUGGCCGUCUGGCCAUGACUUAUGGCGAAGAACAUCACCUGAUUGCUGAUGGUCAAUGCGGGUCCCGAAAGCACCAUCAAGCGAUCGAUCUUGCCCUGUCAAAGCGGCUGGUGUGGGACCUCCUGAUUCUCCAGCGUCGAUCGGCAGGGUGGAUUUCGAACGAUGCCAAGUCAUGCUUUGAUCGGGUAGUUCACUGGGUGGCAGUGGUUGCCAUGAUGCGGUUGGCCAUAACGUGGAACGCACUUUGGAUGAUGUUUGACACGCUGGCAACGUCCACACAUCAAGUACGAACUGGCUUUGGAGACUCCGAAGCAAGCUUCCGACCGCCGUCAAUGAUUCCUUUCCAAGGGUGCGGACAAGGUAACGGGGCUGGUCCCCCCAUCUGGGUCUCGGUCAGCUCUAUUAUUAUUCAAAUGAUGGUGGCAAUGGGUUUUGGAUUUGAGUGUCUCACGGCGAUCAACUCUCACUUGGUCACAGCUCAGUGCUUCUGUUUUGUGGACGACACGGACGUUAGUGAGGCAGGGGCGUCGGUCAAUCACUCCGGCGAGGACAUCUGCCCAUCGAUCCAGGCGGCUGCGUCCGUGUGGGCUGGAGGAAUUAGCGCUACCGGUGGAGCGAUCAACCCGGACAAGUCCUUUUGGUGGUUGAUUGACUUUGCUUGGGAUGGCAGGAAGGGACAAUGGACAUUCAGGAAGAAGAAUCAGUUGUUGCCGGACCACCGGCUUCAGAUUCCGGGCUUGUCCGGCAAAUUGGAAUCUCUCCGUCGCCUUGAGCCGGGGGAGGCAGAGAAGACAUUGGGAGUAAUGCUUGCGCCUCUCGAGGACCAGAAGGCCCAUGUUUCACAUCUGAAGGGUAUUGCCAAAAGGUGGGCUGAACAAGUUUGGUCUGGUCACCUUCACAAAUACGAUGUGAUCCCCUUGAUCAAGUCCACCGUUAUGAAGUCACUGGAAUAUCCAAUGACGCUAUUGACACUGGAGGCCGCAACAUGGGUGGAUAUUAUGAGCCCGGUUCUUCAGGUCUGCUUGCCAAAAGCCGGCAUCUGCGGAAGUUUUCCGCGUGAUAUGGUGUUGGCUCCAUUGAAGUUCCAAGGCCUGGGCAUCCCACAUCCGUUCGGCUCACAGGUUUCCAAGCAUACCGAGACUCUCCUCCGUCAUUCGAACAACAAGACAAAAACCGGUGCUUACCUGGAAGCCGCUUUGCAAGAACACCAGCUCGAAACGGGCACUUCGUUCAGGAUCUUUCAGCAGGAUUUUGGCAACACGGCCGUCUUGGUUUCCGAUACAUGGAUAAAGCGAGUCUGGAAAGAACUGGAGAACAUGGACAUCUAUGUGGCCUUUGAUUCUCCGGCCUUACCACUACGAUUCGUUUUUGACGCUCUGCUGGUGGAAGUGUUUAUGGAUUUGGAGGUGGACCAAGACGAUCUGAAAUGGCUCAAUUGGUGUCGUAUGUUCCUUCAAGUGUGCACCGUUUCCGAUAUUGUCACGGCUGAUGGACGCUCUAUCCGCCAGUCGGCUUGGUGCGGAGAGCGUGAUGGCAUCCACCGGUCUCCAUAUCAAUGGCCGCGGACAGUUCGACCAAACCGGAACCACUGGCGUCUAUGGCAGGACACCUUGACCCGGGCACUUCUGCAGUCGGAUGACCCCUCUCAUCCGCUCCGCCAACCGUUGGGCCCUUGGUUUGACCCUAUCGACAACUGGAACUGGCUGGUCUCCCCAACGCAUGGCGUCUUUCAUUGUCAUGGACACGCUUGGAGACACUACGGUCACCGAUCAGGUUCCUACUCCUCUAGCCGGAGGUUCCACAUGAGGCCGGCAUCUCAAAGGACGGCUGGGAUUAAAAGACCGAUGGCAGCCCUUGACGUCGCUGACGCCCUCUCGCCGUCGGGUCCCUUUUGGACCAAGCCACUCCCAGAUGAUGUAUGCCGGGUGACAACUCAGCCACUGCAUGGGUUAGAGGAGUUUGUGAUUUUGGGGGUGGGCCAGGAGCAUAAGUCUCUGCGACCAGUUCCUCAACCGUCAUUAUUCACCGCAUGGGAAGCAGCAUCAGCAGCGGUUGACGAGUACUUUGGAUGGACCCCCGAGGAACUUGAGAUUGUCGGUGAUGAAGGACGGCUGGUGGAGGCCUUACUCUCUGGUCAUCUUUGCGUGAUAAGCGACGGAUCAUACAAGCGAGCCCUGGGAACGGCGGCCGUCCAACUACUCCCACAAAAAGGGGAGAAGGACCGCGUCAUUGUUCGGUGCCAGACUCCCGGACUGCCCCAGGAUCAAAGCGCCUAUCGGAGUGAACUGAUCGGCUUGCUUGCAGGCAUCAUGGUUGUUGACUGGUUGCUCCAACAGUGGGCGCCUAAGCUCCAAUCUAAACCCCGCGUCAGGAUAGCGUGUGAUGGGUUUUCCGCCCUUCUCAAUACCUUUGGUGAUCAUCGAGUCUCCCCUCACCAGGCGCAGUUUGACCUGGUCUCUUCCCUCCGCGAGGCCCUUGCGCGCUCCAAAGCAUCGUGGGAGCCUAGUCAUGUGUAUGGUCACCUUGACCGUGCUACGUCCUUUUCGUCCCUGUCUUGGUGGUCCAAAAGGAAUGUUGAAGUGGAUAAUUGGGCAGUGGCAUACCGCCAUCAGUUGGAGGCU
Messenger RNA from Cylindrotheca closterium, 4929 nucleotides. NCBI's taxonomy places the organism in Eukaryota, Bacillariophyta, Bacillariophyceae, Bacillariales, Bacillariaceae. The record is from the annotation of a GenBank genome assembly.